GGUGGAGCUACUCCAGUGCAAGAUGAACGAGAUUCAGGAUCUGAUGUUGAAGAUGAAGGAAAUGAGCAACGUUCUGGAUCUGAGAAUGGAAGCGUAGGGCACCAUUCAGAGGAAUGUGUGGGAGGAAUGACACUCAAAGGUAAUAAAACCUUUGAGACAGCCUCAUCAAAUGAACACACUGAUGGAGAAGAUGAUGGGCAAAUGGGAGAGCCUCAUAUGACAGACUCUGAAAAUGAAGAUAUCCCAAGGCAAAAAGACAGUGACUCAGAUAAUGAGGAGCCUCCAAAUCACAAUGUAAGUGAUUCGGAGAAUGAAGCAGCUCAUGGAGGGAAAGACAGUGAUUCUGAUACUGAGGACCAUCCAAAUCGGCACUUAAGUGACUCUGAAAAUGAAGAUGCCUUAAAUCAUCAAGCAAGUGACUCUGAAAAUGGAGAACCUCACAGGGAUCACAGUAGCGAUUUUGAAAAUGAGGAAUCACACAAGCAGCCGGCCAGCGACUCGGAGAGUGAGGAGCUCCACAAGCAGCCGGCCAGCGACUCGGAGAGUGAGGAAGUUUCUAGACACAAACAAGAAAUAGAGUCUGAGGACAGUGAUGGGGAGGACAGGAAGGAGGAGGUGCAGAAUGAUUCUCAUCAUUCAGAUAAUGAACGUGUAAGGGAAGGAUUUCAGGGCUCUGACAGUGAAGAGGAGGGUCCUAAGAGACGAAAAAUAUCAGACACUGAUGAAGAUGAGAAAGAGGAGGAGAAGACAGUGAAGAGGAAAACAGCUAUCCUUUCUGACAGUGAGGAUGAAAAUGAGAAAACACCUGCAAAAAAAGUACGAAUCCUUUCUGAUGUUGAGGAAUCAGACAGUGAUGCUGCUUCAGAGAAAUCUGACAAAAGGAAGAAAAACAUUGUAUCAGAUAGUGAAGAAGAAGAAGAAGAAAGAAAAGAGAAUGCUGGGAAGAAAAAAGAAGAGAAGGAUCUGUUUGGCAGUGACAGUGAAUCUGGAAAUGAACAAGAGAACCUGAUUGCAGAUAUAUUUGGAGAAUCUGGUGAUGAGGAAGAGGAGGAAUUUACAGGUUUUAACCAGGAAGACUUGGAGGAAGAGAAAGGUGAUGCAGACAUGAAGGAGACAGCAGAUGAAUCAGACUCUGAUGAUAAUAUCAAAAGAGGGAAGCACAUGGACUUCAUGUCAGACUUUGACAUGAUGCUGCAACGAAAGAAGAGUAUGAGUGGCAAGCGUAGACGAAACCGUGAUGGUGGAACUUUUAUUAGUGAUGCGGAUGAUGUGGUCAGUGCUAUGAUUGUGAAGAUGAACGAAGCUGCUGAGGAGGAUCGACAGCUGAAUACACAAAAGAAACCAGCACUAAAGAAAUUAACUUUGCUACCAACUGUAGUUAUGCAUCUUAAAAAGCAGGACCUCAAAGAAACUUUCAUUGAUAGUGGUGUUAUGUCUGCUAUCAAAGAGUGGCUUUCUCCUCUUCCAGACCGAAGUCUGCCAGCAUUAAAGAUACGAGAGGAGCUUCUCAAGAUCCUGCAAGAGCUGCCCAGUGUGAGCCAAGAGACCCUGAAGCACAGUGGCAUUGGUCGAGCUGUGAUGUACCUUUACAAACACCCCAAAGAGUCAAGACCUAACAAGGAUAUGGCAGGAAAGCUAAUCAAUGAAUGGUCUCGACCCAUCUUUGGCCUUACCUCAAAUUACAAAGGCAUGACCAGAGAAGAGAGGGAGCAGAGAGAUUUGGAACAGAUGCCUCAGCGAAGGAGAUUGAGCAGCUCUGGUGGUCAGACUCCCCGCAGAGACCUGGAGAAAGUGUUAACUGGAGAGGAAAAGGCUCUUAGACCCGGAGAUCCUGGGUUCUGUGCCCGUGCGAGGGUGCCAAUGCCCUCCAACAAGGACUAUGUGGUCAGGCCAAAGUGGAAUGUGGAGAUGGAGUCCUCCAGGUUCCAGGGGACCUCUAAGAAAGGGGUGAGUCGACUGGACAAACAGAUGCGGAAAUUCACAGAUAUCAGGAAAAAAAGCAGAUCGGCCCAUGCAGUGAAAAUCAGCAUUGAGGGCAAUAAGAUGCCAUUGUGACCCUUCACAGAAUACCCCAUGAUCUCUGCUGUAAGACAAUACACCCAUAGACUCGUUGGAGACCUUUAAAUUUUUUAACAACUUGUUUGGGGUUUUUUUUAGUGAAUCUUUGAAUUGUUGGUUCAGGUUCUGGUAUAAGAUGUUGUCUGAGGACUGUGAAUAUGGGGACUUCUUUCUCCUGAUUGUAUUUAAACUUGCGCUAUUAUGUCCUUUGUACAGAUCACGUAUUUGUUGUAUUGCAACACUUUAGACAAUAAAACAUCUUCUGUUUU
Messenger RNA from Balearica regulorum gibbericeps (East African grey crowned-crane), 2327 nucleotides. Lineage: Eukaryota; Metazoa; Chordata; Aves; Gruiformes; Gruidae. The record is from RefSeq and is a predicted model, not a curated record.